Molecule: messenger RNA, 1345 nt
Organism: Sorghum bicolor (sorghum)
Lineage: Eukaryota; Viridiplantae; Streptophyta; Magnoliopsida; Poales; Poaceae
Product: germin-like protein 5-1
Exons: 2
Coding region: 62-1012 (316 amino acids)
Biological process (GO): regulation of root development; plasmodesmata-mediated intercellular transport
Cellular component (GO): plasmodesma; cell wall
Molecular function (GO): manganese ion binding
Source: RefSeq, a predicted model, not a curated record
ACCCGCCGGUGACGAAUCAAUCAAAUCAGCAACACCAACACAUCACCUGAUCAUCACCUCCAUGGCUCAAUCCACGUCGCUUUGCUUGCGCUCAACUGAAAGGCCUCGCACGCCGGCCACACCACCGGCUCCGCUUGCACCACCCCAAUCUUUCGUUUCGUUGCGUUUCAUUUUCCCCUCGUCUCGUCUAAGCUCAGCCUCAGCCUCACUCGCUCGGCUCACUCCCCAGUCCCCAGUACCCUGCACCCCUCCCCGCUAUAAGAGUAGUCUGCCUGCCUUGCCGACUGCCCGCCGAGCAGCAACGCGCGCGCGCACAGCAAAGCCAGCAACCAUGGCCGCCCGUCCUCCCUCGUCCCUGCUUCUUGGAGCGGUCGCGGUGCUGCUAGUCCUUGCCGCUGCGCCGUCGGCGCUCGCCGGCGACCCCGACUACCUCCAGGACCUCUGCGUCGCCGACCUCAACUCCGCGGUGAAGGUGAACGGGUUCCCGUGCAAGGCGGCGGAGGCGGCCACCGCCGACGACUUCUUCACGAGCAUCCUGGCGACGCCGGGCGGCACCAACACCACGUCGGGCUCCGUGGUGACGGGCGCCAACGUGGAGAAGGUCCCGGGGCUCAACACGCUGGGCGUCUCGCUCUCCCGCAUCGACUACGCGCCGGGCGGGGUGAACCCGCCGCACACGCACCCGCGCGCCACCGAGCUCGUCUUCGUGCUCUACGGCAAGCUCGACGUCGGCUUCGUCACCACCGCCAACAAGCUCGUCGCCAGGACCAUCGCGCGGGGCGACGUCUUCGCCUUCCCGAGGGGGCUCGUGCACUUCCAGAGGAACCCCGGCACCGAGCCCGCCGCCGUCAUCUCCGCGUUCAACAGCCAGCUCCCCGGCACGCAGUCCAUCGCCAUGACGCUCUUCGGGGCCUCGCCGGACCUGCCCGACGAUGUGCUCGCCAAGGCCUUCCAGAUCCCCGACGAGGAGGUGGCCAAGAUCAAGGACAAGUUCGCGCCCAAGAAGGGAUGACUGAGUAUAAUGAAGAUCCAGAUAUAUAACGAGAAAUUUUGUUGAAACUGGUCAGUGUCGUCUCAGUGAUUGAUUGAUUGAUUGGUCUGUUUGUGAUUCUGCCAUGCAUGAUGCAAUCGUGUCAAAUGGCCGGCUUCCGUUGUGAUCGUCGGUUAAGUGCGUGUGUGGUGUGACCUGCAGAAGACGAAUGAGUCGGUAGGUGUCUCGAUCGCUUGUAAUAAGUUGCUGCAGGUCUGGAGAACAUUCUAUCUGUUAAUGCCCUAUUAUUAGCUCAAUUAUUUGUAAACCAUUUGAUAUUAUUACUACGUAUUGCACCUACCUUUUUAAGUGGUU